Molecule: messenger RNA, 1855 nt
Organism: Rubroshorea leprosula
Lineage: Eukaryota; Viridiplantae; Streptophyta; Magnoliopsida; Malvales; Dipterocarpaceae
Source: the annotation of a GenBank genome assembly
CUCUUUCAACCCCAAUGUCUCCCCUGUUUUCCACAACCCAAGUCCUCCCAAAUCUCCGUCCUCUCACCGUAAAACUGAUGGAAUUUCAUUCUUCCAUGUCAAGAUUGGAGUACAGACCCAGAGAGGAUUUGCGGUAAGUGAAGAAGAAGAAGAAAAGAUUGUCUGUUUGUCAGAUCUGUUCGAAUUUUGACAAGAUCUAGGAGGGAAUGACCCAUCCUUGAAUUUCUUUUCAGGUGAAACUUUUUCCAGGAGCUGUUGAAGAUCCAUAACCAUCAUCUCGUGAGUGUUAGAUCUAUCUAAUCUCUUUCCGUUAAAUAUAUUUAUUGAGAGUGGUGUUUGGAGUGGUGUUUGUUUAUGUAAAUCUGUGUAGAUCUUGUUAUUAUUUAUGGUAUUACUUUCUAGUAGUAUGGAGAUUCUUCUUUAAAAAGGAUUAGUGAUCUCUCAAUCCCUUGGAAUUUUGGGUGUGAGAUGUUUCUAAUGUAGAUUUUUGGAAAAUGACUAUAAAAUUAGCCUUUUUAAACAAUAAUGAGAGGUUCCUGCAUCCUAAGAUGCAAGUGAACAUAACACUAAAUCAAAAACGAGAAUGCUAUGAAGAAGAGAUGAAAUAUUGCUUGUAUAUAAAACAAGAAUAUUUUUAGAAGUGGGGUUCAAACUGUUUCUGGCCCCUGUAUCAUAUGUGAAUGUGUCAAAACCUGUGAAAUGCAUCACCAAUCUGUAUAUGUACUCAACAUAUCAUAUUCUAGUCUAGGUUCAAAACUCAUGUCCAAACCUUUUUUAGUGUCUACUUAAGUUUCUCCAACAUCUUUACAACAUCCUUCAUGUCUGACCUGUUUCCAGAGAUAAUGUCACAGCACUUCUUGAUCAAAUCUGUAAUCUCAAUUGUUGUCUUCUCUGAAGACCCUGUCUGGAGUAAUUUUCCAUGUACCACAUGACCAGAUUUUCAAUUUGCAAUAGCAACUAUGUGUCCUGGGUCUUCUGAAUGUUUAUCAUCUGGUGUUGACUUUCGCCUCUUAGUGUUCUCUUGUGGAUAUCUUUACCUCAUCACACUUCAUCAGCGGUUGGAGUGAGGUCACUCCAAGUCUGUACAGAUCAACUUUUGGGUGCACAUUUCCUAAAACAUUGAGAAAAUUUAAAUUGUUAAAUUAUAUGUUCAUAAUUGAAAGAAGAAUGAAAACCAUGAAAUACUGCCCAGUUGUAUAGAUUUUGUAGAAAGAACCUGUUCUGUAGUAAUUUCAAUAAACAUUAUCAAUUAUAAUAUAUGAAAUAAAAAUCACAAAUGUGGACCUAAAAUCACAAAUGUGGUAAUGGAUUGUUUGAUUGACGAUCCGUCUGAGCGUCCUUCCAUUGACUGAGUUAUUGACCUUUUGGAUGGAUUAUCGGUUGUGCAUAGAAAUCCAGACACCUUAGGUAUUGGUACAAAUCGGGGCCACAAACCAAGUCACGACAAGGCCUCAGAAGUGUAGAUAUAAUGAUGACCAAAACAAAAGAUCAAAUUUCAAAAUCCAUCAAGAAGCACAUUGAUUUUUAUUUUUAAUUUACCUAAUCUUUACUUGCCUCUUCAACAAAGCCCAAAUGUGAAGAGGUUAUUGGUCAGUACUGCCUUUUUCCUAAAGGUACACCAUUAGAGAAGUUUCUCUUACAUUGGUGGAGUAUUGGCUAAACUACAAGGCUAAAACCACUUACGCAAGUGAUGCUUUUCCAGUUCUACUAAUCUUAUUUACUCAACUAAAAAUGAUAGAAAAUACUAGGUGAUCAGAAAACGAGCACUGCCAGAUUAUAAGUAACGUUGAGACCUGACAGCCUUUGCAACUUAUUUCUUGGAGCAUUGCUGACAGAAUACACCUCAAUGGUCACC